CAAAACCUCCCCAUCAACAUGCAGGAGUCCAUUUGAAGCAGAAGCUUGGCACUGUGAUCAUUACAUCCUAUGGAGUAGCCUAGACUGGAAGAGCGGCAGACCAAUCUAACACUGGAUUCUUUUUUUCUCCUUUGCUUUGUUUUGAGAAGACAAAGGAGAUGCAGUCUCUUGCCCAGGAAAUCAAGACAUUUUCGAAGACCAAUUUGAGAAAGCAAUGCACCCGCGUGACGACGUUGAGCGGCAGGAGGAUUAUUGAGACAUGGAAAGGAUCGACUAUACAUGUUGUAGAGGAUAAAAGUCAGCCUGAGACAGCAUGCGGCUAUGUACAGGACAACAGCUGGGACGUACAAGUUGGAGUUAUUAAACCUUAUUUACUAUUAGGCUCACAAGAUGCUGCACAUGACUUUGGCACUUUGAGAAAAUAUAAGGUGUCCCACAUUUUGAAUGUAGCCUACGGUGUUGAAAACGCAUUUCCAGACCUGUUCAUUUAUAAAACACUGAGCAUUCUGGAUGUUCCUGAUACUGACAUAACAUCCUACUUCCAAGAGUGCUCAAAAUUCAUAGACCAAGCAAAUGCAGAGAAAGGAGUUGUGUUGGUUCACUGCAAUUCUGGAGUCUCGAGGUCAGCCUCGGUCGUCAUUGGGUACCUGAUGUCCACAGAAGGAAAGCCUUUCAAUGAUGCGUUUACCUUGGUGAAAUCGGCUCGGCCAGCCACGUGCCCAAACCCAGGGUUUCUUGAACAGUUGAAAGGUUUCAAACCGAAAGGGGGCAUAGAAGCAAAUGGUGUGGGCUAUGCUUGAGCAACAACAGCAACACCUCCAGGGCCAGAGUAAUGCAUUUCAUCAUCAGCCACUGUUUCUCACAAGGAGGCCGUUCUGAUGUGUCCAAAAUUGUGCCCUAUUUUCCUAUACAGUAUAAUGCGCUGGGGCCCUGGUCAAAAGUAGUGCAACAUAUAGGGAAUAAGAUGUCAUUUUGGAUCUUACUAUGUCCCCUAAUACCCAAGGUACCCCAACAUCAUGUUGAGGUGUUCAUUUGAUGCCAUUUUUUCAAAAGCCCUACAAUGCCCUGUCAAUAUACACUGUGGGUCCAGAGUUAUUCAACAGUUAAACAUCUAUGUUAACAAUUUCAAUAAACCACUGAGGGUGGUAAUGAGGCCACAAUGGAAUUUAAGAAAGGUAUAAAUAUACAAUUCUCAACUUGAUGAACCAUGUCUGUACAACAAUUCUUAAGUUCAUUUUGAGUCUUUC
Molecule: messenger RNA, 1247 nt
Organism: Oncorhynchus masou masou (cherry salmon)
Lineage: Eukaryota; Metazoa; Chordata; Actinopteri; Salmoniformes; Salmonidae
Product: dual specificity protein phosphatase 19-like
Exons: 4
Coding region: 159-800 (213 amino acids)
Biological process (GO): regulation of MAP kinase activity; protein dephosphorylation
Cellular component (GO): cytoplasm
Molecular function (GO): JUN kinase phosphatase activity
Source: RefSeq, a predicted model, not a curated record